UGCAACUAUAGGAUCGGUUCGGAACAAAAGCUGAUAUAUUUCGAGUUGGCUCACGGAUAAACAUAGGAUCGCCCACGCCGGCCCUCGGCGGGCACUGCGCGCGGGCUCUCGCCAGUCCCACUCGCCGCUUCCCGCGACGUACACGCAUCAGUUUAGGACUCGGGAGUUUAGAAAGAGACAGCGCUAUGAGUCGUGUCGGUAGAGUGAGGCGCACGCGCGUCUACGACUGCAACUACAACAAGGGAGAGAGCUACUACCGCCCGGUGCUCGACCGACUCGAUGGCAAAAGCACGGUCACCAGCUCCCGUGCCGAGUCCGAACGUAACCUGAAGACUGACGUGGACUCCCGCAUCAGGAGCGCCCUGGAGGAGACCGAGGCCGCACAGGACGAGCUGUUCGACUCCCGGGGCAACCGCGCCAGCCGGGGCAAGCCGCUGUCUGCCGCCUUUGAGGACGAGGACCUUGGAGAUGAGGUGACACAAUCUCUGAAGCGCCUGCGCGCCGGCAAGAAGAGCUCCCGCUUCGCCGAGGACAUCGACUUCGAGAACACCGUGUCCAACCUGGAGAACCGUAUGAGGAUCUCCGACAAGAUCCUGGAGAGUGUGGGCAUCAACUCGGAGAUGUCCAGCGCCCGCCGCGCGCUCGCUGACAAUGAGGAGAGGACUGAGAAGCGUAUCGCGAGGAGGCUGAACGACGAGGGGAACCUGACCAAAUGGACGGCGCUGAAGAGCGAUGAUGAGUCGAAUGCCGUGCAGAGAGCUAAGGCUACCAGGGCGCGUCUUACAGAUCUGGAGGACGAGAUGACGGAGCUGAGCGAGCGGUCAGCCGCCCGCGAGAAGCGUGCGGCCCGCCUGCGCGCUCUGGUCGCGGAGAACGAAGCCGAGGAAUCCAGCUCCAACGUCACAUCCACCAAGGUCACCUUCCGCGCCGAGAGAGAAAAGAAACAAGUCACCUUCUAAACCACCAACCUGCUGACUGAGCCAUCCAGUUCACCACAGAUGAUUAAGUAGCUUAGCGACUCCAUUUGUCGCGCUUGGACUAUUUUUCGCGGAUGGACCAUUUUCGCUGAUGGACCAUUUUUCGCUAAUGGACCAUUUGUUGCAGAUAGAUCAUUUGGGAGUGAUUGUGGGAUAGCUCAGUCGGUUGGGAUGUUAGCUCCUGCAUUUUACGUGUACUGUAUUAUUCGAGUUGAUGUCUAUUUUAUACUUUGUUGAAUAGAAUAAAGAGAUGUGUAUUC
Molecule: messenger RNA, 1237 nt
Organism: Plutella xylostella (diamondback moth)
Lineage: Eukaryota; Metazoa; Arthropoda; Insecta; Lepidoptera; Plutellidae
Source: RefSeq, a predicted model, not a curated record